AUGCAGUAUGGGAGCAACGACAUUGUGUCUAUUGUUGCCUUUUGUGAGAAGUAUAAGGUUCCGGAAAUGGUAAGGAAAGACUGGGGAAUAUAUACUCCUGGAUCAAACAUGAACCUACAGCAACUUGAUGCCCUUAGUUUCCAGACCUUAAAACGUGAAAUCGAGGAACAGAACUCAAAGUUAAGAUCCAAAAAGAGAAGACGAACCGAAGUGGAAGAAACAUAUAAAUAUUUCAAAAGACCCGACCUAUAUCCUCCAGUUGAAGGUGAUUUGGAAACGGAUACCUUAAUUCCCGAUAUUUUAUUGACUAGUGAGGGCAGCACCCACAACCCUAUUUUUUGUGGCCAACAGGAUGAAGAAGAAGAAGAAGAAGUAAAUAUAAGAGAUAUAUUAUUAUCAGGUUCCGAGGAGGAUACUUAUAUGGAGCCUUCCCACUUUCAGGCAACUUUAAUUAAUACGUCUUCUAGAAAUUAUACAAAAGCAAGGGGGACCGAUGAUUCUAAUAUGAAUUUGUUUACUUCUUGUAACAACAUACAUAGAAAAUUAUCGAUUCAAGACGGUCAAGAAAACUUCUCCAAGUUUAUAAUCUCUCUUUCAUCAUCCUCUCCAACUCCACCGGACCUUAACUGGUAA
Naumovozyma castellii is the source of this 633-nucleotide messenger RNA. RefSeq lists its product as uncharacterized. The transcript has a single exon. The record is from RefSeq and is a predicted model, not a curated record. NCBI's taxonomy places the organism in Eukaryota, Fungi, Ascomycota, Saccharomycetes, Saccharomycetales, Saccharomycetaceae. Bases 1 to 633 code for a protein of 210 amino acids.